AUGAACAGAUACGAUUACGCGUAUCGCAUCCGCAGCGUGUACAAGCUGAAGAAGCCCAGUGGUAUCACGGAGCUGAAGGCGCGCUAUAGAAUCAAGGCGGCUCCCAGAGGCAUUAUUUACCUGUCCGCAAAAGUCUCUGAAGAUAUUGUUUGGAGCGCACAAGAGUGUAUACUUCCCAAGCUUCUCGAGACAUCAUUCGCAGAACAUUCUGUAUCUACACCUCUUUCAAAGGAAGCUCCUUUCAAUGUCGACGGUGAUUCCACGGGGUUGAAGCGGUGCCUGGCAGACAACACCAAGAUGGAUGUCCCAGAAGCAAAAAGAGAGAAGCCAGCCGCCACUUAG
Sparassis crispa is the source of this 342-nucleotide messenger RNA. RefSeq lists its product as hypothetical. The record is from RefSeq and is a predicted model, not a curated record. The coding region runs from base 1 to 342 and encodes 113 amino acids. The transcript has 2 exons. Lineage: Eukaryota; Fungi; Basidiomycota; Agaricomycetes; Polyporales; Sparassidaceae.